Molecule: messenger RNA, 3978 nt
Organism: Spodoptera frugiperda (fall armyworm)
Lineage: Eukaryota; Metazoa; Arthropoda; Insecta; Lepidoptera; Noctuidae
Product: thyrotropin-releasing hormone-degrading ectoenzyme
Biological process (GO): proteolysis; peptide catabolic process
Cellular component (GO): cytoplasm
Molecular function (GO): peptide binding; zinc ion binding; metalloaminopeptidase activity
Source: RefSeq, a predicted model, not a curated record
GAUUUUCUCUGGCAUUAUUUUUCCGGCACCCCCAGUAACACAACGUGACGUGAAAAAUCAACGAAAUAUCUGUGUUUGUGUAGAAAAUAAUAAUAAUUCUCUUCGUAAAUAUAUAAUUUAAGUGUUUUUUGUGAAAUAAAAUAAGUGUUGUGUGUCCAUUAAAAUACGCGGCAAAGCUAAAGCGGUGAUCGUCGGCAUGCCGCGGUCGGCGUGAGAUGGACGGCAUACAGAUGGAGCCCAUCGGCAAGUACAAAGCCGACAGAAACGGAUCUGCUAAGGCAGCUGCCUGGCGGAACAUGGUCGAUCAGGAUUUAGACGAUGUCGCAUUUUUGGCGGAUACGGACAAAGCCCGCGAAGCCCGAGAGCUGCGGGACGCUCCAGUGGCAGUGUGCUCCCAGCGCCGCGCUCUCUGCCUCACUGUGGUGCUGUUCUCCGCCAUGUUUUCUACCGCGCUGAUCAUCGUGUACGCUUCACCGCAAGCUGAUUGUCCAUGCGCUACGGACGUUACGUUGAUACCUGGACAGCCACCGACGGACUCUGAAGCCAGUUUGGCAGCUGCUAACAAGGAAAGGAUAGCAAGCAACGGAGCAGUGUUCCCGUGGCGCGGCGCUCGACUGCCGACCUUUGUCAUACCGAAACACUACAGUCUUUGGCUACACCCGAACUUAACUACUGGAGAGCUACGAGGUGAGGUGUCAAUAGACUUCAAAGUGGACCGUGACACCACAUUUGUGGUGCUUAACGUGAGGGACAUGAAUGUGACUGAGAGGGCGCUGUUCAAGUCCGGCGGCUCGCUCGGACCCAAGGUGGCGAAGACCUUGGAGUAUCCGCAGGCUGAUCAGAGUUAUAUUGAGUUUAAGGAAAAGCUCCGUCGUAAGUUCAACUAUACUCUGAGUCUUCGUUUCAUCACGAAACUGGAGAGGAGUGACAAGCAACGAGGUUUCUUCUUGACGGGCACUCACCGACACCGCUGCGCAGUAUCCAGAUUCUGGCUGACCCACGCUCGCUCCGCGUUCCCGUGUCUGGACGAGCCACACUUCAGGGCUACCUUCAAGAUCACCAUUGUCAGAGACAGGUUCCACGUAUCGUUGACGAACAUGCCGAUAGUAGCUACUGAGGAGGCUGGCUUCUACCUAGGACAUCGACUGCUACAAGAUGAAUUCAGCGUAACCCCCCCAAUGCCACCGCACAUGGUGUCUCUAGCAGUGUGCCGCCUGCAGCGCCGCGCAGCGCCCGAACUGCCCACCGAAGCCACGCCGAACAUUACCGAAGUAGCCACGAUGAUACCCGAAGCCACGUCGGAACCACCCGAAGAGGAUCUGCCGCCAGAAAUCAGUUUGUACAGCGAUCAACAAGUUAUUUUGGAUGAGUCUGGACCGCUUCUGGAAUGGGUACAAAGAACGAUCCAGCACUUUUCAUUUGAGCUGAAUACUUCAUAUCCGCUUCCAAAAUUCGAUAUCGUCGUGGUGGAAGGCAGCAAUCCUUACUCCGAAGGGUGGGGUCUGAUCACGCUAGCACCAGCCACGCUCUCCGACACCAAGACUAUAGCCAGACUACUGGCGCAGCAGUGGUUCGGUGGCACCGUAUCCCCUCGCUGGUGGUCGUCCCAGUGGCUACUGGAGGCGCUGACGUCAGUGUUGGCUGAGAAGGCCCCCGCCGCCCCUCACAGUGACGCUCAGAGACCUGCUGAUGCUUUACUCCUGGACCAUGUCCUACCAGCAUUAAGGUUGGACUCAAGUAACUCAGUGCGAGCAGUCGCCUCCCCGCGACUGGAGAGAGCCGACAUCGAAAGUGCUACCGAUGAACUGUCCUUACAUAAGGGUGCGGCCAUAGUAAGUAUGGCGAUCGCGCGACUGUUGCGGGACCAUCGGUUCGCUAGUGCUGAUGCAAGAGACCUGUGGCGUGCGUUAGAGCGGGACGGCACUGCGGAGAGCGUGGGCGGCGCGGCGUGGGACGGCUGGUGCGAGCGGCCCGGGUACCCGCUGUUGUGUGCCUCCUCCACCGGGCACGAUGUACUGCUCAAGCAGGAGAGGUACGAUAUUUCAGCUGAGCCUCCGGAGCCAGACCCGCCGAUGCUGAACUAUCUCCUCACGUUGGACCUGAGAGCAGACCUUGAUGAACUCUUCUAUGAACCAGAUAACUUCACAGAUACAGAAGAGGAUUUGAAUGCAACGACAACAACACCCCCUCCCACCACUCGUCGCGUCACAGUGAAGACCACGAAGGCACCCCCCCAUAAAUGGAUAAUACCAGUCACGUUUGUGGUGGGACCACUCGAUGCUGAUGAUGAAGAGGCUAACAUAACCGCUUGGAAGAAUGUCACUCAAAAUUAUCAUAAUGCUACUUGGUACGAUGUAUCGACAGAUAACAAGACCACUACUAAAGUAUCAUCGCGAUGGGCUGAAAACGUCACACACUUGAUAUGGAUGAACGAUACUGAGAUGGUAAUACCAGACCUGGGUAAGCACAAAUGGGUGCGAUACAAUGUGGGAGCGAGAGGAUUGUAUCGAGUGGCACCACAGGACAGGACUGAUGGAGAGUCAGCAGAAUCAGCGGCGUCUCGUGCGGCGGAGUUGUACGCGAGUGGGGGCGCGGCGGAGCGCGCGCUGUUGUUGGACGAUGCCUUCGUCCUCAGCCGCGCCGGCAGACUGCCUGCUAGCCGGGCCAUCGCUGCUGCCGCUCGACUAAGCUCAGAAACCCACUGGGCACCAUGGCGAGUAGUCCUGAACCACCUCUCCUGGUGGCGCGAACUGCUGAUGCUGGCCAGCUCCGGUCCUCACCUGAACAGGCUCCUGAAGACGCUACAUCCAGCUAAAGUGGUGGUGUACUCCAAUGAGCAGUUGCAGGGGGCUGGGUUGGGUGAAGAUUUGCUUUGGUUAAGCGGUGCUCUCCUCACAGCAGGAGUGGAGUGGGAGAACCCAGCUGUAACCAAGCAGGCAGUGGAACUGUUCGAUGCUUGGCUGGAGACUAAUCAGACUAUACCUGAUAUUUAUCAAGAGGCGGCGUUCACAGCCGGGGUCCGAACCCACGGCGAGGCAGGCUGGCUGGCGUGCUGGCGCGCCCUGACGGCGUCCUACUCCGCGCCGCGACCGCUCUACUCGCACCGGGCACUGCUGGUGGCGCUAGCGUCGGCUAAAGACGACUGGCUGUUCUAUAGAUUCGCGUUCGCCUCAUUAUCAAAUGAAGCGCAAAGGAGUCGAGAGUGGCGGCUGUGGAUAACUGCGCUUUGCUCAGCUACUUGCAGAUGGCGUGGCGCGGCCGGCGUAUGGCGCAUACUGCGUCCGCAGCCAGUACUACCGCCGUCCGCGUUACAGGCUGCCGCGAGAUGCUUGUACCAGCCGUAUGAUUAUUAUCGGUUUAAAGAACUCUUCGGAGAGUACCGGGGCGCUGCAGCAGCCCUGGACACGAUAGCGCUGAACGCAGCCUGGGUACUGCGCGCCGACAGCGACCUCCUGCGGUACUUCACCGCACUAACACAACCGCAUUAAACAAACUAAGUGUUCCAAGUGAUUUGUGGCGCAACUUGUCGUGCAACUUGUGACGCGACUUGUGACGCUACUUGUGGCGCAACUUGUGGCGCAACUUGUGGCGCGACUCGGAGACUUUUGUGUGUAAACAAUCUUUUUGAGUGUAAAGUGACUAAACUAUAGUGAACUCUAUGUACCUCUUUAUAAUAGUGAUUUUUUAUGUGUCAGUUUUUUGGUGUAACAAAAAAAAUAUGAGUGUAAAGUUUUUUGAGUGCGAAAGAGACAAAAAUAGUGUAAUAUUAAAUAAGUAUAACCUUCAAAGUCAAAGUCAUAAUUAUUUAUUUUAAAUAAACCAGGAAGGCACUUUUGAACGUCAAAGCAAAUAUAAUAAUAUUAAUAACGUCUGUCUGUCGGUCAGUCCUCUAGAUGCUCUAUUUGCUCGUUCCAAAGUGUAGAUUCCUAUGGAGAAGAACGAGCAAGAAACUCCAUAGGUUACUCUUUUUCAAUUUCU